Messenger RNA from Lactuca virosa, 303 nucleotides. Lineage: Eukaryota; Viridiplantae; Streptophyta; Magnoliopsida; Asterales; Asteraceae. The record is from the annotation of a GenBank genome assembly.
AUGACGUCGUUACAACGACGUUGUUCUUUCCAUCGCCAAUUCGCCGUCGUUUGGUACUCGCCUACUCGUGAACCGAACCGUGGUUACCCGCCUUCACACGGUUCGGUUCAGGUUUUUGUACAAUGCAGUUCGGUUUUGGUUAGUGCAUCCUCAUUCAAUCUCAUAGCACAUAGAACGCAAACCAAGAAGACGACGACUGAUACUGCCGCCGAAAACCUCCCACAAGACACCGGAAACCACCGUUCUCUACUCCUAACUACUCAGACGAUCCGAUACCACUUCAUCCCAACAAUCAAACAGUAG